Molecule: messenger RNA, 1008 nt
Organism: Cylicostephanus goldi
Lineage: Eukaryota; Metazoa; Nematoda; Chromadorea; Rhabditida; Strongylidae
Source: the annotation of a GenBank genome assembly
AUGCCACCUCUCGGCCGGAUAUCGAACUACAGUUCACUGCGCAAGCAUCGUCCUGGCGAGUAUCACAUCCACGAUGCGUUCUUCGAUCGCUCUGAGGCUCAGCCACGCUUUAUCAUCAAGCCGUAUAGCACGUCUGUGACAGAAGGCCAAAGUGCCAACUUCUACUGCCGUGUGAUCGCUUCGUCACCUCCCGUUGUCACAUGGCACCAUGAUAUGAUGGAACUGAAGCAGAGCGUGAAGUACAUGAAGAAGUACAAUGACAACGACUAUGGUCUCACCAUCAACAGGGUGAAGAUGGACGACAAGGGUGAGUACACCGUGAGGGCCAAGAACUCAUACGGAUCCAGAGAAGAAGUCGUCUUCCUCACCGUGCAGAAAAAGACUGAAGAUUUCGUCUCUAAACCAUUGGAACCUAUGCGCAAGGCUACCUUACCAAAAGUGGAGGAAUUCAAGGAGAAGGAGAUUCCUCCGACCUUCACAUUCCAUCUGCGCCCACGUCUCAUCCAGAAGAACCAUCAGUGCAAGCUGAUUUGCUCUUUGCAAGGCAAUCCAAUACCGAAGGUGGAAUGGUUCAAGGACGGAUCACCGGUGAACCAAGACCGUGUACAAACAACAUUCCGAAGUGGAGUCUGCAGUCUGGAGAUCUUCAACACCCGACUCGACGAUGCGGGCACGUAUACCUGCACUGCUACCAGCCCCUUGGGCGAAGCCACCACCGAAUGCACGGUCACUGUACAGACGAAGGGCGGAGAGCCAAUGCCUCGAGUCACCUCCCACCGAACUAGCAGCUACAGAAGAUCAGUGUAUGACUCUAUGAGUAGCGACGUGGAGCGAUCGCGAUCCUACGCUGAUAUUCGCUCCGAUUCUUCGAGAUCGCGAGACUCAUUUGAUACACGAUCUGCUGCAGAUGACCUCAAAAUGAAGAUUUCUUCUGAGCCGCCAAACUUCACUAGCAAGUUGAAAGAUGUCAGUGUUAGCCAAGGAGAGCCAGUAGAGAUGUCUUGCGAG